ACUUUAAACUACAAAAUGUUGAAACCUAAGGAUUUGAAAGAUGAUCUGCCUGGAUUCGAAGCCCCCAUUGAAGAAGACGAUGUGCAAAAUGAAACAAUUAUAAUUAAGAAAAAAAAGAAAGGAUCUGGCGGUUUUCAGUCCAUGGGAUUGAGCUUUCCUAUUAUCAAAGGCAUUACUAAGAGAGGCUACAAGCAACCUACGCCUAUCCAACGUAAGACAAUACCACUAGCACUAGAAGGUAAAGAUGUGGUGGCUAUGGCUCGGACAGGAUCAGGCAAGACAGCUUGCUUUGUGCUACCCAUAUUGGAGAAGCUUAUUUCUCCUACCAACAGGACACAACCAGGAAAGAACUUGAAAGCACUCAUUCUGUCUCCUACAAGAGAAUUAGCUUUGCAGACAUUAAGGUUUGUCCGUGAACUUGGCAAGUUUACUGGGCUGUCAUCAGCUGCAAUCCUCGGUGGAGAAUCCAUUGAGCAACAUUUCAGCAUCAUGUCUGGAACCACCCCGGAUAUAGUUGUCGCCACCCCAGGACGAUUCCUGCACAUUUGUAUUGAGAUGAAUUUAAAACUAGACAGUAUCAAGGUCAUAGUGUUCGAUGAAGCAGACCGACUUUUCGAACUCGGUUUUGGAGAGCAAUUACGAGAAAUAGUAGCGAGGCUACCCUCAAGUCGGCAAACUUUGCUAUUCUCCGCCACAUUACCAAAAAUGCUGGUAGAGUUUGCUAGAGCCGGUCUCACUGAUCCUGUGUUAAUAAGACUAGAUGUUGAUUGGAAGUUGCCUUCAAAUUUGUGGCUCGGGUGGAUAUAUGUACGUGCUGAAUUGAAAACAGCCGCUUUAUUAUUGUUAUUGGAUAAAGUACUUACAAGUAAAACACCACAGGCUGUUGUUUUUGCUGCUACUAAACAUCACGUGGAAUAUUUGCAUUUGAUCUUACAACAAGCUGGAAUAACAUCUACCUACGCGUACUCCGGCCUUGACCCUUCCGCUCGUAAGAUCGCCCUGGGCAAGUUCAUAAACAACAAAUGUUCAGUGCUUCUCGUGACUGACGUCGCAGCUAGAGGAUUAGAUUUGCCUGCUUUGGACACUGUUAUUAAUUAUAACUUUCCUGCUAAGCCGAAGUUGUUUGUCCAUAGAGUCGGACGCAGCGCGCGCGCUGGUCGGGCAGGCCGGGCAUUCUCGCUCGUCGCAGCUGAUGACGUCGCCCAUCUACUCGACUUGCAGUUGUUCCUCGGUGCCGAGUUGAAGACUCCAACGCAGGUAAAAGAAACGGGCUCGGCGUGUGAAAGCGGGGUGUGGGGCACCAUGCCUACCGGGCAGCUAGAACUACGUCACCAGGAUGUCGUGAAUUGGGAGAAGAUGUACUCCGAAAUCGAAGACGCAGCCCGCGUCUGUUCCCGCGGCUGGCAGCAAUACAUUAAAUGGCGCGAACCAGCUUCUGCCGAGGCCAACAAACGUGCCAAAAACACAUCAAUACCUACAAUGACUCAUCCGUUCUUGGUUGACGAGAGUAACAAUACUGCUAAUGAUCUUGUUCAGCAAAUUAAGAACUACACGCCGAAAGGGACUAUAUUGGAAUUGUCAGCAAAAAGUGAUUCACCAAUGUACAUGGCUAUGAAGGCAAAGAAACAGGCUCACGGCAAAGCGGUGCAGAAAACUAGAGACAAUAAAAAGUUACAGGCAGAAGGACUCUUAGUAAACGGCGAACCACAGCCGAAAGUGAAAUUAAAAAAUGCAUCAAAGAAGAAAAAAGAAGUCGUUCGGGACGAAAAUUAUAUUCCGCACUUUGCAAGUGAUCAGCAUACGGAAGUUGGCAUGGCAGUGAACUUCAACGCCGGCGCGUCGUCGGCGGAGCUAGAGCUGGGCGCGGACAGUGGCGAGGCGGCGCGUGCGCACAACAACCAGCUGCGCUGGGAUCGCAAGCGCAAGAAGAUGGUCCAUGUUGACCCUGACGGCGGCCGCAAAAUGAUCCGAACGGAGAGCGGCGGCCGCGUGCCGGCAUCCUUCCGCAGUGGCCGCUACGACGACUGGCGCAAGCGCAAUGCCCAGGCGGAGUUCAACUCUGACGACGAACAAACGCCCCGUGUUGGAGGAAAUAGGAAGAAAUCUGCUUCCGAAUUCCGACCUCACUGGAUGAAGCACAACGAGCGAAUAGCCAAGAAGAAAGCCACAGGCUCGUUGAAAGAAUUUCGUGACAAACAGCAGAUUGUUAAAGAACGUUUACGUAAGGAGAAGAUCAAACAGCGUCUGAAGCACAAAACACGGGGUAAAAAGAAGAAGAAAUAGUGCGCAUAUUGACAUGUGAAUAAAUAUGUUUAUUUUAAUAUUGUUUUUGUUUGUCCGGAUAAGAAAUAAUCGAAAUUG
This is a messenger RNA of Hyposmocoma kahamanoa, 2361 nucleotides long. RefSeq names its product ATP-dependent RNA helicase DDX54. Bases 16 to 2283 code for a protein of 755 amino acids. Gene Ontology annotation, molecular function: RNA binding; RNA helicase activity; ATP binding. The transcript is spliced from 13 exons. Gene Ontology annotation, cellular component: nucleus. NCBI's taxonomy places the organism in Eukaryota, Metazoa, Arthropoda, Insecta, Lepidoptera, Cosmopterigidae. The record is from RefSeq and is a predicted model, not a curated record.